Molecule: messenger RNA, 735 nt
Organism: Andrographis paniculata
Lineage: Eukaryota; Viridiplantae; Streptophyta; Magnoliopsida; Lamiales; Acanthaceae
Exons: 3
Coding region: 109-492 (127 amino acids)
Source: RefSeq, a predicted model, not a curated record
UAUAUUAGUUAUCAUUUUAUAUGUAAUAUGUUUAUUAUGAAGUUGACCUAAACAUUUUGGUAAUGCAAUUCAUCAUCAUUGUAUCAACUAUUGAGUUAGUGGGUGGGUAUGUGCGUGUGGCAAGGGAACAAUUCAAGCAAACACCUUUUAUGGCAACUUAUGCUUAUAAAAAUCCAGCUUUUCUACCAUUUUCUUUCUCUCCUAAAAAUCGAAAACCAUAGCUUGAAUUCAUUUAAGCUGCUGAUUGUAAUACAAGCAGCUAUGAAUCCAAGGAUAAAGGGUUUUCUUGUCAUUUUCAUCUUCCUGUCUGCAGGCAUGGUUAAGAGCUCGGGCGACAGAAUGCAUCCUCUCAACUCGCUUGAUGAGGGUGGAGUACAAGCAUAUUCUAGAAAGCUCCUGGGGUUCGAUGCUGUGUUAGACUAUGACUAUGCAGGAGCCAAUCCAAAGCACAAUCCAAAAGGAAGGAGGGGAGGUGGUGGCAGAAGUCUCUGACUGUUUAUCUAUCCCUCUAAUUUACUGUCUUAAGCUCUAUAGAAGUUUUGAACUGCAUGACUAUGAGUUUUUUACUAAUAUUAAUAAAUUCCCCACUGUUGAUGUACAAGGAAGCCAUGGUGCUUAGUAUGCUCUAAUGUUAACUUUAUGCUACCUUAUCAUAUAUGUUCUUAAAUUCACUAUGUAGCACCAUAAAUCAAUAAUUUGGGGUAGUAGACAUGACGAAUCCUAAAUAUUUUUCUG